This is a messenger RNA of Williopsis jadinii, 1110 nucleotides long. It is a transcript of the gene MET16, whose product is annotated as phosphoadenylyl-sulfate reductase (thioredoxin). Gene Ontology annotation, molecular function: phosphoadenylyl-sulfate reductase (thioredoxin) activity. The transcript has a single exon. Gene Ontology annotation, cellular component: cytoplasm. The record is from RefSeq and is a predicted model, not a curated record. Bases 150 to 977 code for a protein of 275 amino acids. Lineage: Eukaryota; Fungi; Ascomycota; Saccharomycetes; Phaffomycetales; Wickerhamomycetaceae.
ACUUUCUCACAUAUCGUAUCGUUGUAGUUGUCACUGGUUUAUGGUAUUGAAUAGACGUUGACUGCAUUCACCACACUUUAACUGACAACAUCUUGCUUCUGUGCCUCACAUCUACACCUACAUACCGAUAUAAUUACACCAAACACGAGAUGACAACGACAGAAGUGCAGCUUUCAAAGACCCAGAUUAAAACCAAAAGCGUCAAGACGUAUGACAUCAAGGGUAAAGUGAUACUUACACAAGAACAUUUGGAUCAUCUCAACUCAAAGUUAGCAGAUUUAUCCCCAGAACAGAUUCUACAAUGGGCCACGAUAACUUUCCCGAAUCUGUACCAAACCACUGCAUUCGGUCUAUCCGGAUUAGUAACGAUUGACAUGCUAGCACAGAUGGGUAAGAACACAGAGCUGAUCUUUAUCGAUACGCUUCAUCAUUUCCCACAAACCCUUGAACUUGUUGAGAAUGUCAAAGAGAGAUAUCCACAGAAUAAAGUAAACGUUUACAAGCCGAUGAAGGCCGCCACGGAGUUGGAGUUCGAAAAGGUGUACGGCGAGCAGCUCUGGGAGACAAACGAGGACAUGUACGACUUCCUUGUCAAAGUCGAACCUGCACAGAGAGCAUACAAAGAGUUGGACGUUGUUGCCGUCUUCACCGGUAGAAGACGGUCACAAGGAGGAGCCAGAGACAAACUCCAAAUAUUGGAGAUUGACGAGGCCUCAAACAUUAUAAAGAUUAACCCAAUGGCCAACUGGAGCUUCGACCAGGUCCUUUCGUACAUCAAGCAGAACAACGUCCCGUACAACGAACUCUUAGACCUGGGUUAUAGAUCAGUGGGAGAUUACCACUCAACUGCUCCAGUUGCCGAAGGUGAAGACGAGAGAUCGGGAAGGUGGAAAGGUCGUGUCAAGUCAGAAUGUGGAAUCCAUCAAACUUCAAAGUUCGCACAGUACUUGAACUCGUUAGUUGAGACCAAAGAGUAAGACAAGUCAAAUCAAUAAACUAUUUAUUCCAACCGUUCGUAAAUAAACAAUACAAGCAUCUACACGUAUGACUUCAACUUGCCGCCAAUGUUCAAAACCUUGUUAUAAAACUCCCGGUUCCCAAAGAGAAAAA